AUGUCAACCCCACCACCAUCACACAAGCGACAGAAGUCCAAUGCCUCGCCCACAAAGGACAUAGCUGAAGUCGCCGCGGCACCCACAAUCCUCAACACAGCACCACCACCGAGAACGCAAGUAUCGCUGAUUCCGCCUCCAAGAACGCCACCACCCAACCCACGCAAGCGUCGCGCGUCAACCAGUCCGAAACUCGAUACACUUCCGCCCGGCACCACCCUUCCACGUCCAGAGCCUAGCUCCAGCGUCUCCAUUCCUUCGUUGUUGAGUGAGGACAGUGGCAAGAAGCGAACAGGCAGAACAAAUACUCCGUGGACGGCGACCGAAGAGCAAAGACUCAAGCAGAUGCGAGAUGUCGGCAACAGUUGGAGUGAGAUUGCCAAGGCAUUUCCCACCAGAACUGAAGGGAGUGUGAAGAAGCAUUGGUACAAGGACAUGCACUACGCAGAGUUUGCAGAGGACGAGUCUGUUGCUCUCCGCGAAGCCAUACGAGAAUACGAAGCAAACAAAUGGAAAGCGAUUGGCGCCAAGCUUGGAAAACCAGCAAAGGCUUGCGAACAAUACGCCAAGGAGCAUUUCAAGAACAUCUGA
Cyphellophora europaea CBS 101466 is the source of this 591-nucleotide messenger RNA. RefSeq lists its product as uncharacterized. Gene Ontology annotation, cellular component: nucleus. Gene Ontology annotation, biological process: mitotic cell cycle; positive regulation of transcription by RNA polymerase II. Gene Ontology annotation, molecular function: DNA-binding transcription factor activity, RNA polymerase II-specific; RNA polymerase II cis-regulatory region sequence-specific DNA binding. The transcript is spliced from 6 exons. The record is from RefSeq and is a predicted model, not a curated record. Lineage: Eukaryota; Fungi; Ascomycota; Eurotiomycetes; Chaetothyriales; Cyphellophoraceae. Bases 1 to 591 code for a protein of 196 amino acids.